Prosopis cineraria is the source of this 1977-nucleotide messenger RNA. Its product is annotated as cyanidin 3-O-galactoside 2''-O-xylosyltransferase FGGT1-like. Gene Ontology annotation, molecular function: UDP-glycosyltransferase activity. The transcript has 2 exons. Lineage: Eukaryota; Viridiplantae; Streptophyta; Magnoliopsida; Fabales; Fabaceae. The record is from RefSeq and is a predicted model, not a curated record. Bases 84 to 1454 code for a protein of 456 amino acids.
UUAAACCACUACGAAGGCUACACCAUGAAUGCUUGAAAGAAACAGAGAAUUCAGAUCUGUAGUUUCACGAGUGACAGACAGCCAUGGGUGAAGCUCCCUUGCACAUAGCUAUGUUCCCUUGGUUUGCCAUGGGGCACCUAAUCCCAUAUCUCCAUCUCUCCAAUAAAUUAGCUAAAAGAGGUCAUAGAAUUUCCCUCAUCAUCCCCAGAAACACACAAUCCAAGUUACUCCAUUUUAAUCUCUACCCACAUCUCAUCACUUUCUUCCCCUUCACUCUGCCUCGCUGUGAUGGCCUUCCUCACAAUGCAGAAACAACUUCUGAUGUUCCUUUCUCUUCGAUCUCACUUCUCAUGACGGCCAUGGAUCGUACUGAGAACCACAUCCAGCAGCUCCUCCUUCAGCUAAAGCCACAAAUCAUUUUCUUUGACUUUGUAUAUUGGCUUCCUAACAUGGCUCGCAGACUAGGAAUCAAGUCUCUUCUAUACUUGAUAGUUAACCCCGCGACUGUAGCUUACGCAUGUUCCCCUGAAAGGAUGCUUCAGGGAAGCAAGUUGAUCGAAGCAGAUCUCAUGAAACCUCCUUCGGGAUACCCUUCUUCUUCCAUCAAGCUUCAUCCACAUGAAGCAAAAUUCCUUAAUUGGAAAAUAACAUCAUUUGAAUUUGGAAGUGGGGUUCUCUUCUACGAUCGUUUAUAUAGUUGUUUGACGCAAACAGAUGCUAUAGCAUUCAAAGGCAGCACAGAAAUUGAAGGCCCCUUUGUUGACUACCUCGGAAACCAAUUUCGGAAGCCCGCUCUGCUUUCCGGACCUGUUAUUCCCGAGCCACCCACGCUUGGUUUAGAAGAAAAAUGGGCUAAGUGGCUCGGAGAACUCAAGAAAGAUUCUCUGGUGUAUUGUGCACUUGGAAGCGAAUGCAUGUUAGAGAAAAACCAAUUCCAAGAAUUGUUGCUUGGUCUUGAGCUGACGGGAUUUCCAUUUUUAGCGGUACUGAAGCCACCAAGUGGAUUUGAGUCAGUGGAAGCAGCCAUGCCUGAAGGUUUCAAGGAAAGAGUUAAAGAGAAAGGGAUUCUUUAUGGAGGAUGGGUUCAGCAACAAGCGAUCUUGGGUCAUCCAAGUGUAGGUUGCUUCGUAACACAUUGCGGGGCAGGAUCUCUAACAGAGGCAUUGGUGAAUAAGUGUCAGAUUGUGCUGCUUCAACAUUUGGACACAGAUCAUAUAAUGAAUGCAAGCUCAAACUUGAAGGUUGGGGUUGAAGUGGAGAGAGGAGGAGAAGAUGGAUUGUUCACCCGAGAAGGUGUGUGUAAGGCUGUGAGGAGCGUGAUGGAUGAUGAGAACGAGGUUGGGAAAGAGAUCAGAGAAAACCAUGCAAAGUUGAGAAGCUACUUGUUAAGCGAGGAUUUGGAAUCUUCUCAUGUGGACAGUUUUUGUGAGAAGCUGCGUGAUUUAGUGAAGUGAAUGGAGCUAUAGAUUUAGCCAGGAAGCCAUAUGAACACAAGAUGAGGGAGAUCGGAGAUACAACUUUUGCAUGAAGCCAUACAAAAGUGAAGCGAGGAAUAUCAGAGCUACAACUUUUACACGAAGCCACAUGAACAUGAGGCGAGGGAGAUCGGAGCUACAGCUUCGGCAUGAAGCUACACGAAUGCCAUCACUAGUUAGGGAAUCAGCUACUUAGGUGGGGGUUUCCUAAUCUUUUAAUCUCAAUUUCUUUCCAAAAUUCCUUCAAUCCAAAUGUUAAUACUUCUCACCGUCUCUGCCUCCCUCUCUCUAUAUAUAUAUUUGGUAACUUUGAUUCAUCUCUCUCCCUCUGCCUCAUAUUUUAUUUUUCUAGGAUUUUAUUACAUUUGUGAUUAUAUUAGUGGUAUAUGCUUGUAUAUCAAUGAUAUACAUCAGUGAAAAAUUUGUUAAUAUCAUAAUUCCAGUUCUUGUAUAUCAAUGAUAUAUAGUUGUUUAUCUAUGAUAUAUGAUCGUUUUUCAGCAA